AUGAGCAACUGGUCGAAAGGCGAAGAAAUAAAAACUGCAGUAGUAGAAACACUCGACAUGAAACUCGUGGACCUCAUUGCUAAAUUCUCUGAGUGGGAAACUGAGCAGGCACAACUCUUACUGCUGGACAUAGAUCACGAAGAAGAACACAUCAAUGAAGGCGAAAAUAUAAUGGAUAGUUACUCCAAGAUUGCUAGUGAGCUGAAAAACAUGAUCAAUCAGAGAUCAGUUCAGUCUACAUCGACAGUUCGUUCGUAUAGUUCUCAAAAUUCGGAUGAACGAAUCCAAUCAACUUCUGCUAAAUUACCUGAAAUCACACUGUCUACAUUCGAUGGCAGUUUCGAGAAGUAUCGAAGUUUUCACGACGAAUUCAGGGCUGUCAUCCACGACAACCAUAGGCUGCAGAAGGUGACUAAAUUUCAAUAUUUUAAAUCUUGUCUCACUGGAGAAGCUCAAGAUCUUAUCGAAGAUUUAGACAUCACUGAAGAAAAUUACCACAUCGCAUGGAAGUUAGUGGAACAAAAUUACAACAAUCCUCGUCUCAUUCUUCGACGCCAUUGCACAAUCCUACUGGAUCUCUAUAAAAAUGAGAAUCCUCCACGUUUACUCCUCAAAAUUGUCAAUGCCGUCCGUUCACAAUUACGGCCAUUGGACUCUCUUGCAAGCAAAGAGGAACAGUAUGAUGCGCUCCUUAUCACCAUCAUCCUACGUCUCUUGAGUGAUGAAGUGGUCUACGAAUGGGAAAAAGACCUAGUUGAGAACAAAAUGCCAGAUGUGAACGAUCUCCUUGAAUUUCUGCAACGUCGUGGCUUGUGUGUAAAGUCAACUGAGUCUGCAAGAAAGGUGAGAGUGAAAGAGACCACGGAAAGGUCUGAUUCAAAGGGUAAAUCCAAGAAGAAAAAGACUCAAUCAUCCUAUACCCCUUCAACAAAUUCAACUACACAGGUGUUCCAUGCUGACGUUCAGACGAAGUGCCCUGUUUUCCAGAGUGAUCAUAAAAUCUAUCAGUGUCCCAAGUUUCAAGAGAUGGACCAACAACAAAGACUCAAAUUUCUUUACAACAAUAACCGUUGUAUCAAUUGCUUGGCCAAGGGACAUGGUGUCAGUGCUUGUGAAUCCGGAAAAUGCUCAGUCUGUGAAAGGAAACAUCACACACUAUUACAUCGGUAUGCCGAAGGUGCAACUUCAAAAUCAGCUGAUUCCAGUGUAACCAAUGUAACCCAGAUGCCAUCUAAUUGA
Diachasma alloeum is the source of this 1239-nucleotide messenger RNA. RefSeq lists its product as uncharacterized. The record is from RefSeq and is a predicted model, not a curated record. Bases 1 to 1239 code for a protein of 412 amino acids. The transcript has a single exon. Lineage: Eukaryota; Metazoa; Arthropoda; Insecta; Hymenoptera; Braconidae.